Molecule: messenger RNA, 2910 nt
Organism: Manihot esculenta (cassava)
Lineage: Eukaryota; Viridiplantae; Streptophyta; Magnoliopsida; Malpighiales; Euphorbiaceae
Product: protease 2
Exons: 11
Coding region: 94-2466 (790 amino acids)
Biological process (GO): proteolysis
Molecular function (GO): serine-type endopeptidase activity
Source: RefSeq, a predicted model, not a curated record
ACACUAGAAUUUCGUCUCUGCUAUUGCCAAUUUUCUCCUUAAACCCCCCGACAAUCCUGUUGACCGCCCAAACCCCUAAACCCCUUCUAAAUAAUGCGGCCCCUUCUAUCGGCCAUCCGGCAUCACCACCGUCUCACCUCAGCUGUCCUCCAUGUUCGCCACUACAAAGCGCCAAAGCAGCCUAUGCCACCAGCCCCACCAAAACCUCCAAAACCGCCGCAGAGACCCCAAUCCUUCACGUUCCACGACGCGGUAUGGGAGGAUCCGUACAGCUGGAUGUCGAGCUUGAACGACAAGGUGGCGAUGCGCCAUAUGGACGUGUAUAUGGAGCAAGAAGAGAAGUACACGGAAGCCGUAAUGUCUGACACUGAGAAGCUUCAAAGUAAGCUUCAGUCUGAAAUGGCGCCAAGAAUGCAAUUUGACCUCUCCACUCCUCCCAUUCGCUGGGGACCAUGGUUAUACUAUCGAAGAGUUGAAGAAGGGAUGCAGUAUCCAGUGCUUUGUCGGAGAUUGUUGAGCUUAAAUGAAGAAUUCAUUUCCAGCAAAUCUCCUGCUGGCGGAUUUGAUUUUACCUCUGGGAAAAGAAUUGAGCAGAAACUGCUUGAUUACAAUCAAGAAGCAGAGAGAUUUGGAGGCUAUGCAUAUGAAGAAUUGUCGGAAGUGUCACCUGAUCAUCGGUUUCUCGCAUAUACUAUGUAUGAUAAGGACAACGACUGGUUUAAGUUAUCUGUAAGGAAUCUGAAUUCUGGUGCAUUGUGUAGUAAGCCUCAAGCCGAUAGGGUUUCAAAUUUGGCUUGGGCGAAGGAUGGUCAGGCAUUGCUUUAUGUUGUUACUGAUCAAUAUAAGAGGCCCUGUCGGAUAUAUUGUAGCAUGAUUGGAUCAACUGAUGAUGAUGCUUUGCUUUUAGAUGAACCAAAUGACAACGUUUUUGUGAACAUUAGACACACAAAGGAUUUUCACUUUGUGACUGUCAAUGUCUUUUCUACAACAUUUUCAAAGGUAUUUCUGAUAAAUGCAGCUGAUCCAUUAUCUGGUAUGACAUUAGUUUGGGAGUGUGAGGGUCUAGCCCACUGCGUGGUUGAACAUCAUCAAGGGUACCUUUAUUUAUUUACUGAUGCUGCCAGGGAUGGCCAGUUGGUUGAUCACCAUUAUCUUCUAUGUAGUCCUAUUCAUUCUUCUUCCAGUCCGAGGAAAUGGGAGAGUAUAUUCAAUGAUGACCAAGAUUUGAUUGUUGAGGAUGUUGAUUUUUGCUACACACACUUGGCACUAAUUAUAAGGGAAGGUUUGAGCUUUAGACUUUGUUCGGUUCCUUUACCUUUGCCUUCUGGGAAGAAAGGAUUUAAUCUAGAAGAGCUUAACCCCAGAUUUCUUCCUCUUCCGAAAUAUGUUUCUCAAAUCUCAGCUGGACCGAAUUAUGAUUACAAGUCAUCAACCAUGCGCUUUACAGUAUCAUCACCUGUGAUGCCAGAUGCUGUAGUUGAUUACGACCUAUCAAAUGGCAAGUGGAAUAUCAUUCAACAACAAAAUAUGCUUUAUGAAAGAACUAGAAUUUUGUAUGGCACUGCCUCUUCUACGAGUGUUGCCAAUAAAUCCUCGAAUAAUGUGAAUUUUAGAUCUUCUAGUGAAGUGAGAUCUGGAAAUGAUAACUUGUGGAAUGACCUUACUGAGUUUUAUGCUUGUGAACAUUAUGAUGUCUCAUCUCACGAUGGAGUUUCAGUUCCUCUAACUAUCAUAUAUUCACACAAACACAAAUGUGCAAAUCAAAACCCCGGGUUGCUUCAUGGGCAUGGAGCUUAUGGUGAGUUACUUGAAAAACGAUGGCGUAGUGAGUUGAAAAGCCUUCUUGAUCGUGGUUGGGUUAUUGCAUACGCCGAUGUUAGAGGAGGAGGCGGUCAAGGUAAGAAGUGGCAUCACAAUGGCAGGCGUACGAAGAAACUUAAUACCAUACAAGAUUAUCUUUCCUGUGCCAAAUUUCUUAUUGAAAAUGAAAUCGUGCAAGAUAAAAAGCUUGCAGGCUGGGGGUAUAGUGCUGGUGGACUUUUGGUUGCUUCUGCCAUCAACUGUUGCCCAUAUUUAUUUCGUGCUGCAGUUUUGAAGGUUCCCUUUCUGGAUCCGACCAACACCCUUCUCUAUCCUGUUUUACCACUUACUGCAGCUGACUUUGAAGAGUUUGGAUACCCUGGGGACAUUGAUGAAUUUCAUGCCAUACGGGAAUUGUCUCCAUAUGAAAAUGUUCAGAAAGAUGUUCUAUACCCUGCUGUAUUGAUAACUUCAUCUUUUAAUACACGUUUUGGAGUUUGGGAAGCGGCAAAAUGGGUUGCUCGAGUUCGUGAACGUACUAUUCAUGAUCCCAACCGACCGAUACUGCUUAAUUUAACAACAGAUAUUGUGGAGGAGAACAGAUACUUGCUGUGCAAGGAGUCAGCGCUGGAAACUGCAUUUCUCAUAAAAAUGAUGGAAUCAUGAGUUUGAUUUUAUUAGUUCCACCGCAACAUCCAAUCUUUGAAUCUAUCUGAUUUUUAUGACAGGCAAGGAAGUGGGAAUUCAUCUUUGCAAAGAGCAAUCUUUAAGAUCCGAAUCAACCUUUAAUUGCCAACCAGGAUCCAAUCAGGAGCUAUAGCACUGGCAUUUCUUCUCCCACUUAAAUUUUAUUAUAUAUAUCUAUAUAUAUAUAUAUAUAUGUGGGGACUAGGAAUCAACUUUGUGAGACUGGCUGAUCUGGCGUAUUUUUAAUGAAUUAACUUGCUAAAGCGGCCAAUGGAAUCAGGACAGAAAAACUUAAGAUUAUAUUCGAAAAUCAGACGUCCAGUUGCUGGUGGGUUGCUUUCAUAUAUUGAGAUUGUAAGUUUAACGUUUGUAUAUAUAUCAAUCUAAUCCCUUAUUAUAAAACUUGAUAAAAGUCAAAUUUAA